AUUGGGUUGUGGAGCCAGCCUUCUCCAAAUCAGUGGUGUAGCAUUGUCCUAUGACCGCUCAGGUACAUAGGUGUGGGCGUGUCCUCUGACAAACCAUUGGAUGGGUCUAUGAAUAGCCCUGAAAGUGUUCUGACGGCCAAACAAGACUGCGCUGUAAACUGUCAUGUCAUUUGUGUCUGUGUGUGACCACAAGGUUAUACAUUUUUUUUUAGGGGUGUUUGGUGGGAGGGGACAGUUCUCAAUUAAGCUUAUUAUUGGGUCCUCUCGCUCUGAAAUAUGCAACUACUAAUAUACAGGUAUCCCCUGCUCUGUCUGAGCGUGUGCGGGUCUUUGAGUCUCUCAGAGAGAGGCAGGGACAGCAGAGGACAAGCGGUGCCACGAAACAGGCCUUCAGCGUCCGAUUGGCUGAUGGCAGGACAGUGAAUGGCACCACAGUGCAGUGUGAAAGGUGCUCUGGUGUGCAGGGUGAAUGGAGAGCUGUGGGAGCUGCUUCGCCCCCUGGAGGCUGACUGUGAACUACAGCUACUAGGCUUCGACACCACAGAGGGCAAACAGGCGGUGUGGAGGACAGGAGCGUGUGUUGUGGGGUGGGUGUUAGAGAGGGUGUUUGGGGUGAAUGUGUGCAGAGAGGGCGUGUCAGAGUCCAGCCUCUACUGUGACCACCUCCUGGAGAACAAUGCCCUGUCCCUAGCUGAGCUAGAGGAGAGAUGUAAGGAGGCCGCUGGCCAGAAGCUUCCUCUCUCCAGACUGGAGCUGAACAGGCAGGAAGUUACAGAGCUCUUCCAGGACAAUGCUCUGAGACUCCAGUUGAUUGAAGAACAGAUGAGUGGUCCUACUGUCACAGUCUACAGGUGUGGAGACAGCAUAGGAGUCUGCAAUGGUCCUCUCCUCCCUCACACUGGUCUCCUCAAGGUCUUCAAGAUGCUGCAGGUGUCUCCCGUAACGUUGACCAAUCCUGUUGGCACAUCAGGUGUGAUGCGUGUGAUGGGUGUGGCCUUCCUAGGAGAGAGGGAGAGGGAGGAGUGGGAGAGGGAACAGGAGGAGACACGGAAGAGAGACCACAGACGCAUCGGCAAGGACCAGGAGCUGUUCUUCUUUAAUGACGUCAGUCCUGGAAGCUGCUUCUUCCUGCCUAAAGGAGCUCACAUCUACAACACACUCGCUGACUUUAUCAAGACUGAGUACAGGAGGCGUGGCUUCCAUGAGGUUGUGACCCCUACUCUAUACAGCACUGCACUGUGGGAGCGUUCGGGUCACUGGGAACACUACAGUGAAAACAUGUUUACUGUGACUGGUGACACACACACCUAUGCACUCAAACCCAUGAACUGCCCUGCACACUGUCUGAUGUUUGAGCAGCGUGUAAGGUCAUGGAGGGAGCUCCCGUUGCGUUGGGCCGAUUUCGGGGCACUGCAUCGGAACGAGCUGUCUGGCGCUCUGGGUGGUCUCACCCGGGUCCGCAGGUUCUGCCAGGACGACGCACACAUCUUCUGCACUCCUGAGCAGUUGGAGGAGGAGAUCAUAGCGUGUUUGGACUUUGUGAGGAGUGUGUAUCGAGUUUUUGGAUUCUCCUUCCACUGUCUCCUCUCCACCCGACCUACACCCUGCCUGGGGGAGCCUGCACUGUGGGAUCACGCUGAGCAGCAGUUGGAGAGGAGUCUGCAGCAGUUUGGGGAGCGCUGGCAGCUCAACCCAGGAGAUGGAGCGUUCUACGGGCCAAAGAUUGACAUCCAGAUCAAGGACGCCAUUGGUCGACAGCACCAGUGUGCCACCAUCCAAUUGGACUUCCAGCUACCAAUCAGAUUUGACCUGCAGUAUGUGGGGGGGGAUGGAGAGACCCACAGACCAGUGAUGGUUCACAGAGCUGUUCUGGGAUCACUGGAACGCAUGAUCGCUAUAUUGGCUGAGAAUUUUGGGGGGAAAUGGCCUCUGUGGUUGUCUCCAGCGCAGGUCAUCAUUAUUCCUGUAGGGGGAGGUAGUGAGUCGUAUGCGCAACAGGUGGUCCUACAGUUCCGCGAGGCCGGCUUCAUGGCUGACGUGGAUGAUGACCAGGGUGCCACCUUAAAUAAGAAGAUCCGCUCUGCACAGCUGGCCCAGUACAACUACAUAUUUGUGGUAGGUGAGAAGGAGUGUGUGAGUGGCACGGUGAGUGUAAGGACCAGAGGGGGGAAGCAGCUAGGGAGGAGACCGACAGAGGAGGUCCUGGCAUCACUCACACACCUACGAGACACACGGAGCAACCAGGAUGACUUCUAACACACACACACACCUGUUGUGGAUGAAGAAUUGCUCACUGUACUUUUGUAAUAAAAUAUAAUAACUUAAAUUAUAAAA
Molecule: messenger RNA, 2334 nt
Organism: Salvelinus fontinalis (brook trout)
Lineage: Eukaryota; Metazoa; Chordata; Actinopteri; Salmoniformes; Salmonidae
Product: threonine--tRNA ligase 1, cytoplasmic-like
Exons: 18
Coding region: 424-2256 (610 amino acids)
Biological process (GO): threonyl-tRNA aminoacylation
Cellular component (GO): cytoplasm
Molecular function (GO): threonine-tRNA ligase activity; ATP binding
Source: RefSeq, a predicted model, not a curated record